GCAGUUUGAAGGCCGGAAGUACUGCGAACACGACUUCCAGAUGCUGUUUGCUCCGUGCUGUGGCUCCUGUGACACCUGUGCCGGCCCUGCCACAGCCGGGAGAAGGCCAAGGACCUGGGCAAGCAUGUCUGCCAGCGGUGCCACCUGGUCAUCGAGGAGCAGCCCCUCAUGUUCAGGAGUGACGCCUACCACCCCGACCACUUCAGCUGCACCCACUGCAGGAAGGAGCUGACCGCUGAGGCCCGGGAGCUGAAGGGGGAGCUCUACUGCCUGCCGUGCCACGACAAGAUGGGAGUACCCAUCUGCGGAGCCUGCCGCCGGCCCAUCGAGGGCCGCGUGGUCAAUGCGCUGGGCAAGCAGUGGCAUGCCCAGCACUUCGUCUGUGCCAAGUGCGAGAAGCCGUUCCGCGGGCACCGGCACUACGAGAGGAAGGGCCUGGCCUAUUGCGAGACCCACUACAGCCAGCUCUUUGGGGACGUCUGCUACAGCUGCAGCCAUGUGAUCGAGGGUGAUGUGCUGUCAGCCCUCAACAAGGCCUGGUGUGCCAGCUGCUUCUCCUGCUCCGCCUGCCACAGCAAGCUCACCCUCAAGAACAAGUUUGUGGAGUUUGAUAUGAAGCCCGUGUGUAAGAGAUGCUACGAGCACUUCCCCCUGGAGCUGAAGAAGCGGCUGAAGAAGCUGUCAGACCUGGCUGCCCGCAAGACCCGCCCCAGCUCCCCCUAGGAGGCCUCCCCUCAGCCUCACCUCCCUGCUUCCUGCUGGGCUUGACCCUCCCUCCUCCCCCUGUCAGCACU
This is a messenger RNA of Myotis brandtii (Brandt's bat), 794 nucleotides long. RefSeq names its product LIM and senescent cell antigen-like domains 2 (gene LIMS2). The record is from RefSeq and is a predicted model, not a curated record. Gene Ontology annotation, biological process: cell-cell adhesion; cell-cell junction organization; positive regulation of substrate adhesion-dependent cell spreading. The coding region runs from base 169 to 723 and encodes 184 amino acids. The transcript is spliced from 7 exons. NCBI's taxonomy places the organism in Eukaryota, Metazoa, Chordata, Mammalia, Chiroptera, Vespertilionidae. Gene Ontology annotation, cellular component: cytoplasm; focal adhesion; cell-cell junction.